AUGCAGAUCCACCCAGGCCACCCCGUAACGCCUCUUAUGCAGGCAGCCAUAGAUGGCGAUCUUGAGAUGCUGAGGCAACAUCUUGAUCACCUCAGAGCGGUUGAUGCCAGCGGUAAGACGGCUCUUAUGUAUGCUGCGGAGCAUGGGAACGAUAACUGCAUACCUUUGCUCAUGAACGAGGCAGGAAUGCAGGAGAAAGAAAAGGGACAGACUGCUUUGAUCCUUUCUGUCCUCGCCUUGCGUGUUCCGCCUUUGCCAUUGGUACAGGCAGAGGCAGCAAUGCAAGACUUUGCAGGGAUGACGGCGUCAGACUAUGCCAUAGCACGCGGAAGCUAUUCUGCAGUAGCUACUAUAGACGGGUACACCAAGAAGAACCUCAAAUUAACUCCGUUAAUGUGUGCUGCGAGAGCAGGGGAUGUCUACUCAGUGGAAAAACUAAUGGACAAGCAUGUGCGCCAAAAGGACACGUGGGGACGGACCGCAUUGAUCCAUGCGGCCCUCUGCAAUAGCCCCAUUGGCAACAACUGUAUGCGUGUCCUUCGUCACAAGGAAGCAGGGGUGCAGGAUGUCUAUGGGCGAACAGCCCUAAUAUAUGCUGCCAUGAAUUGCAAUCUUGAGGGUAUCAAGUUGCUAUUGGAGACUCCAUCAGAAGUGGGGGCGACGGACAGAGAGGGGAAGUGCGCGCUGUCUUAUGCCAUCGAGAACAAAAGCUAUGAUUCCAUAUAUGCCCUAGCAAGUGCAGAGUGCCGCGUAACGCCGGCUCUCUUCGCUACGUGUCAGAAGAUGAAAGAAGACUUCGUCUUUAAAGUGUUCACCGAAGGUGCGUCUCUCCAGACCAUCGGUGAGAAUCGCGUCAAAUCUGCAGGUCUAGACCCUCAAGUGUGUGCGCUGUGCAAAGGCAAGGCGGCUGUGAUAGCAUCCACCCCAUGCAAUCACAUUUGUAUUUGCGUGGAUUGCUGUCGGCAUUGUUAUGACACCAAUGCCGGUGUAUGCCCCGCCUGUGACCAGGAGUCCUGUGGCUGGGAGCUGAUAUCCGGGUAG
Molecule: messenger RNA, 1041 nt
Organism: Giardia duodenalis
Lineage: Eukaryota; Fornicata; Diplomonadida; Hexamitidae
Product: Ankyrin repeat protein 1
Exons: 1
Coding region: 1-1041 (346 amino acids)
Molecular function (GO): protein binding
Source: RefSeq, a predicted model, not a curated record